UGUCGAAAUCCCCGAUUUUUCCUUAAAAAUUCCGGCCGAUUCGCUGCACCCGUGAGACGAAAAUACCGAAUUGAUCGAACCGAUCCCCGAUUGGUGAAGCCCCGUUGACAUUAUCCGCGCGAGAAUCCCCCGAACCCCCGAAAAAUGUCCAAACGAAGACAAAGACCAGACGGUGACAACAAAAAAUGAAAGGGACUAAUGAAAUUGUGGCCGAUGGGAAUGCCUGGCGCUUCUCUGGCGUAAUAUCACGCUGAAGUGAGACGUGCGAGAGCGCCGACCAUUUCCUCAUUACAUAUUACUCCACAGCACUCGGUAAUGCCCGCGAGCGUCCCACCGUCUCCCCUCGAACGAUGGAAUUUCGAUUUUCACGUCUGAAUAAUUUUCGCUGCUAAAUGUCACGGUGACAAUUUCAACGAAAAUAAAAUGUGGACUGAGAGGGAACUGGAGAGCUGAACCCGAAGCGUGGAGAGACGCGAGGACACGAACCGUGAUGAGGAUUGUGCCACAAGGGAACGAGUACUACGAGUACCGUGACACUUAUGGCUAUCGCAGUGCGGUUGGAUUAGAAUUUUUUUGUAAAUACAGGUGGCACAUAGACGUGUCCAGUUGCUACGAAGGUGGCGGCAGUUGUGAUUGUAGUGAAUGUGAUCGAGUGAAUCGAGAUGCUAGUGAACUGUCGGCACGGAAGCUACCGGUGUCGAUUACGACGGUACUGUCGUUAACCGGCGAACACAAUAACUUUAUCUCGUAGGCACGGGGGAUCGUCUCGUUUUUCACUCGUCUUGAGUUCAUUUUCAACGGGAUUUUAAUGCAUUGACGGGGACUGGCACUUCGGUUGGAGGUUAACAAUGUACGGCCGGGGGGGUGGGGGCAGGGGUGAUCGAUUCAACUCGAGAGAGAACAUGUUGGAGGUACUGCAACGGUGCCAGCGGUCCUGAAGUGCAGUUGAAAUCGAGUGAAAAAAAUUAUUAAGCCGAGAUGAUCGGGAUUAAACAGCUUUGGGAGUGAGGUUAUUUGUUGGUGGAGGGACACUCUGAAUGCGUUGACAGGUGAAAUGCCUGUGUCCUUGCGAUUGGGAGUCAAUACACUUGACCAUUGAUAAGAGAGCCUCGUGGAAAUUCAUGUUGUCAGUGGAGUUUUGGUGUGUGAAUUUUUCCUCGGGAUCUGUGUGAGAGGGAAAUUUUGGAUAAUUGGCCUGUCGAAUGUCUCAUCGAGGGGGGAAUGGACUCAUCGUAAAUAUAAACAACUGUUAAUCAAAGUGCCGGAACAUGCUGAAGUUUUUAACGCACAAACUGAGGACUCACUCACUUAACGAGGAUCCAAAUCAAGAUAAGGCGGAUGACAAUCACGAUUCGGGAACCGAAUCAGAUGAUGAGUUUCAAGAUGGCAGUGUCACUGGAAACGAGCCCUCUAGUCCCAUGGGAAGUCCGUCAAGCCCUCCAGCUCCGGACAGCGCCCUCCCAUCGGACCCAAAUUUCUGUGCAUCAACGACGACAUUCAGUUACCUCCAGCGCACCUCAAGCGAGGAGUUAACAGACAAUUCCGAAACGCGAUUACAACAUCCAGGAUCCGCAACAACCUCUAGACUGCAGAACUGUCAAUCGCGUGAAUCUAGCUUACUGUCCCUAAAUUACAAUGACCAACACAGCUCCGAGGAGGAGCUCGAGGUGAUAAAUAGUCCAAAAGCAAUAGCAUCUCAGGGAUGUAGACCAGCAACAGCCCCCGAGAAACGUAAAUGGUCACAAGUGAGCAGUAAUAGUAGUGCCCAGGGACAUUGCAGUCAGACACAACAGCAAUCUAGCCAAUCCGAAAAAUCCCAGUCGCAACAAACACUCGGUUUGGACGUACCAACGAUCGUUUCCACUUCCUCGGCGCCAGUUAGCAGAGCCGGGAUGGAACCAGCUGGCUCAGGCUCCAGCGAUGAAGAGGUACAAGGCUUGCUGGGUAGUAGUAGAAGCAACGGGAGUAUAAUCUCUCAGCCAGUGCAAUUUCGUACAUCACCACCAAUCGAUGCUCACAAGCCAGGGAGAUCAUUAUCACCACCACCAAAGCUCUUCCAUGCAUCGACGAGGGAUCCACGACCGCCACCGAGGCCUCGUUCACGGCCCAGACAUCAUCCCCACCUAUAUCAUCACUAUUACCACCAUCAUUAUCAAAUCGAAACGGAUGUAGACUCGUUGAGUGCUUGCAGUCCACGUAAACGUCAUCGACCACCGCAUCGUCAGCCCAGGCCAUGUCUCGAUUUUGAGAAAAUGCAACAGCUCAAAGCCCGUGCUGUGACGACUUGGAGGCACGGGGGCGAUCACGGAAACGAGGUUUCAGUAUUCUGCUGGUGAGAAUGGUGAACCGUGAACUGGGGAUCAUUGCCACUGAUCGCCGGGGAUCGGUUAUGGACGAUUUUCUCUCUCUUUAUUAUCCAAAGGAACUGUAGGCCAAAUGUCUACUGCUGUAAAGGGAAUGAGGGAGUAGAUAAAAUGAAAAGAUAGUCCCUUUUGUUCGAAAGAUUCCUAGUUGUACGACAUCGAAGAAUAAUUAGUAUUCCUCUUCCGAAUGCGAUGGGAUGACUACAAUUCCUUGAAGAGUUUUCCAGAGAUUGUCCACGUCGGACAAUAAAAAUUGUGGAUUCAAUUCCAUUUUCAGUUCUUGAAAAUUACCAAUCUCACAAUUUUACUUGAUUUUCUCGGGAGGAAGUACGUCUGGAAGACACGAUAUCUAGGGAGGAAAAUCCUGACGAAGGAAUAAGAAAUACAUCUGUAAAUAUUGCAAUGAUAGUAUGGAGGAAACGAUUGAAACUCACUUCAGUGAAAUAACGCAAUUACUUUUGAAAAAAAAAAAAGCAAAUUGAAAAGUAAAUAGAGUCAUCUCCUCUAUACAUCGUCGGAUCUUCUGUAUAUACAUGCAUAUAUACAUAUAUUAACUGUAUCCUGUAUUAUUACUGUAUUAUGCGCCCGGACUAAUGAAAGAAACAAGAAGACAUGAACGACAUCAAUUUGAAUGAGAAAUAUUUAUGAUACGUUUUUUUUACAAAACUAAAAAAGAUGACGCUUAUAAAAUGGGUCUUCAUUCCAUACGAUGAAUUUGAAUUAAUCAACGCUCUUAGAGAGUAUUCAUCAUCAGACUUCAUCAUGAGAAUAAUGUCACUUUGAUAGAGAGUCGUAACCAUUGACAUUGAUGGACGGAUGAUAAUUGAUUCAGUAACAAUCGUGAUCUCUGUGCUUCUCCUUCUCUGACGCAAAACAGUAAUGGCAUGGUUUCGUACGUUAUACAAUAAUUUUAUGACGAAAUAGAACUUGAAUGCAAUCCUCCCUGCCCCAGAUUAAAAAUCAAUAAAAGAGAAUAAAAUACGUGAAAUACGCUUUUGAUGUGAUUAUGCUACACGUAUUCAUAUAGGAGUAUAAUAAACAUAAGUAGAGGAACAAAAAAAAAGGUAUGCGACCAUGUCGCAAUGGAAUUUUUGCCAUUUGAAUCAAAGUAGGUCAUUUGUAAGACUAAAACCUUUGUUUCCGAAAUUUUGAUAUAUCGAGGGUGAAUAUCAUUGGACUAUGGGUGAUUAUAUUUUGUAUAAUAUCGGUUGAUUUGAAUCUCACGCGAAGGAUAUUCGCAUUUCCAUCCAAAAAUAUUAAUUAGUAUUUGCAUAAUUCAGGUACUGAUCAAUCUGUUUAUUGAGAAAUACAGAAUUGUGAAGUUUAAUCAAGGUUAACUGUACAAAAUUAUACUCAAGAUGUAAAAUUCAUUUAUUUUUUAUAAAUAAUGGAAGGGGAUAGGAGUAAAAAUUACAACUGAAGCUCAAUGAAUUUACCAGCCUCUCUGAGAGGAGAAGAGUUGAACAAAUGAGGGCGAACGAGGAGAAGAGAGUUAUACACUGAGAGAAAACAAACUUAUUUUCUCAAGCAAGUUUUGUUUGAACCAACAAAAUCGGCAAACAAGUUGAAAAUUGGUACACGGAGAGAAAUAUUCAAGAAAAAUUACGGAACAUUUCACGUAAUCAGAAAAUUCUUGGAUG
Messenger RNA from Diachasma alloeum, 4003 nucleotides. RefSeq names its product bromodomain-containing protein 4A (gene Reph). NCBI's taxonomy places the organism in Eukaryota, Metazoa, Arthropoda, Insecta, Hymenoptera, Braconidae. The record is from RefSeq and is a predicted model, not a curated record. The transcript is spliced from 5 exons. The coding region runs from base 1269 to 2336 and encodes 355 amino acids.